AUGACGUUCAUCGCCAAGACCUUCUACGACCUGAGAGCCACCACGCUGGAGGGAGACUCGGUGGAUUUCAACGUGUUUCGGGGACGGGUAGUCCUGAUAGAGAAUGUGGCCUCUCUCUGAGGCACCACCACCCGGGACUACAGCGAGCUCAACCAGCUUCAGAGCAAGUACCCCCAUCGGCUGGUGGUCCUGGGUUUUCCAUGUAACCAGUUUGGAUAUCAGGAGAACUGCGGCAAUGGUGAGAUCCUGAAUUCCCUGCAACAUGUGCGUCCAGGCGGCGGCUUUCAACCCAGCUUUACCAUCUUUGGGAAGUGUGACGUCAACGGGACAAGCACACACCCGGUCUUUGCCUAUCUUAAAGAUAAGCUCCCCUAUCCUGACGACGACCCCACCUCCCUCAUGCAGGACCCCAAGUUUCUGGUUUGGAGUCCCAUCAGCAGGACUGACGUCUCUUGGAACUUUGAGAAAUUUCUCAUCGGGCCGGAGGGAGAGCCCUUUAAAAGAUACAGCAAAAAGUUCCCCACCAUUGACAUUGAGCCUGACAUUCAAAGACUGUUAAGAUUAACCAAAACCUAA
Messenger RNA from Anoplopoma fimbria (sablefish), 576 nucleotides. It is a transcript of the gene gpx2, whose product is annotated as glutathione peroxidase 2. Gene Ontology annotation, biological process: response to oxidative stress. Lineage: Eukaryota; Metazoa; Chordata; Actinopteri; Perciformes; Anoplopomatidae. The record is from RefSeq and is a predicted model, not a curated record. Gene Ontology annotation, molecular function: glutathione peroxidase activity. The transcript has 2 exons.